This is a messenger RNA of Anopheles cruzii, 1287 nucleotides long. RefSeq names its product pachytene checkpoint protein 2 homolog (gene pch2). The record is from RefSeq and is a predicted model, not a curated record. Lineage: Eukaryota; Metazoa; Arthropoda; Insecta; Diptera; Culicidae. Gene Ontology annotation, biological process: meiotic recombination checkpoint signaling; reciprocal meiotic recombination. The transcript is spliced from 3 exons. Gene Ontology annotation, molecular function: ATP hydrolysis activity; ATP binding. Bases 1 to 1287 code for a protein of 428 amino acids. Gene Ontology annotation, cellular component: chromosome; nucleus.
AUGGGUGAUAUCGGUGAACCGAUCGUGUUCGAAGUAGCGUGCAAUCGAGGGUUCAACAAGAUACAGCAACGCAGCGAAGUGUUCACACACGUACACGAAAUUCUCGAGGAACGCGAAGAGGUUGCCAUCGACACCGUGCUCAGCAUACCGGUGAAGAACGUUCUGCACGUGCUGGUGUGCACCAAUGUGGACAAAUUUACGCAACGGUCCGCACUGAAAUUCAACUUCUACGUCUUGCACGAUGGCGCCGCGGAAGAGGAAACGAUUGAUCACGGUGGGGAAGCGGUCGAAAUAGCCCAGCACUGGUUGCUGCCUUCACGGGAACUCCACGGCCUCUGGGAGAGUCUCAUCUACGAGGAGGAAAUCAAGGAGGGUAUGCUGUCUUUCGCCGAAACGUCGAUGCUGUUUGCCCGCAAAUCCGUCAGCAACAAGCUGGUCGCCUGCAACCGCUUGGCCCUGUUCCAUGGGCCACCUGGCACCGGCAAAACGAGCCUGUGCAAAGCGAUCGCCCAAAAGCUGUCGAUCCGACUGAACGAGCAUUAUAAGCAUUUCCAUUUGUUCGAGAUCAAUAGCCACAGUUUGUUCUCCCGGUGGUUCUCCGAGAGUGGCAAGUUGGUGCAGAAAGUUUUCUCGCAAGUUACCGAACUGCUUCAGGACCGCAGUUCGUUGGUGUGCCUUCUGAUGGACGAGAUUGAAUCGAUCGCUUACGCACGGGACAAAAUAUCGUCCAACGAACCGACCGAUAGUAUACGGGUCGUGAACGCUGUCCUGACGCAGCUCGAUCGCGUUCGGCUGUUUCCGAACGUUUUCGUACUGGCCACCUCCAAUCUGACGGACAGUAUUGAUGGCGCGUUUCUGGAUCGUGCCGACUUCGUCCAGUACAUCGGAUACCCGUCGACGCACGGUAUCUACGAAAUUUAUCGGAUGGCUUUGGAGGAACUCAUUGCGGCCGAGAUCAUCAAAGACGAAGAGCAGAAGCAGAAGAAAAAGCCGUGCAUACCACCGUACACCGCCGCCACGAAUCUUGGGCGUGCACCGUGCGCCAUGCUCGAUAUGUUAGUGAGGGUUUCCAUGUUGUCCCAGGGCCUAAGUGGGCGUACUUUGCGCAAAAUUCCCUUCCUAGCGCACGCUUUGUACGUCAAGAAAGAGUCGGACACUUUGUUGAAUUUUCUCGUCGCGAUGCGACAAGCCGUGGGCAAGGUUCGGUCGGACAAAGAUCUGCUCGGCAAGGAUAGGACGGCUUCAGAAAAAAGCACAAACGGUUCCCAUUCGGCCGUUGAUCUGUAG